AUGGCAAGCUUUCUCAGAGGCAAGCAGGCGGGUAUCCAGAAUGACCUGUCUGCCUCCAUUCUGCCACACCUCUUCUCCCCGGAGGAGCAAGAGCGAUUCGGCAUCAAUUCGCAAAUAAGUUGCAUGGCCUAUGACCCAGUCCAGUCUCUUCUGGCCGUCGGGACAAGCGAGACGAAAUUUGGAAACGGCAAGAUCUAUGUCUUUGGCCAGAUCCGAGUCGAGAAGAUCAUCCAGCCCUCGAGACCGACCUCUUUCCGGGACCUGCAAUUCUGCGCGAACCGCCUCGUCAGCCUCGACAUCAAAAGCGAGAUAGCAAUAUGGGACUUGGAUAGCGGAGAGCGCAUAGCUGGCAGUUCCGUUGCCGGCGGAGUAGCGUGCAUGUUGACGGACCCCAUGCUUGAUUGGGCGUUUGCCGGCUUGACCAACGGAGAGGUGGUAGCUUACGACCUGGAUAGGGAACGCCUUUCGCCCUUCCGGAUCCCGAACUUCUGGAAAGCAAAGGACCCGACAAUAAGAGGUGCAAACCUGAUUUCGAUGCAGUUGCACCCUCGAGACAUCGGACAGAUGCUGAUCGGAUACACGUACGGGGCUGUCAUCUACUCUUUCAAGCAGAACCAGCCAGUCAAGUACUUCGAGUACACUGUGCCGCCGGGAGCACCCGGUGGCAACGGCGAGUCGCCUGACACGCUCCGGAAACCGAGACUGACCCACGCGCUCUGGCACCCGACGGGCACCUUCGUCCUGACCGCCCACGAUGACGGCAGCCUUGUCUUUUGGGAUCCUCGGGAUGGGCGCGUGGUAAUGGCCCGGUCACUCUACGACACAAAGGUGGAUCAGCCCAUCCCCAACAGCGUGCGGCCCAAAUUUCUGGACCCCUUCACCAGGAUUUCAUGGUGCUGCAAGGAGAAUCCUGACGACACCGGCCUGUUGAUUGCUGGUGGACUUCUCGGUGAUGCGCCCGAGAAGGGUCUCACGUUUCUUGAUUUUGGCCAGACUCCUGUCUACCAGACGUCGUCGUGGCAGGUACUCUCGGAUCAUUUCAAGGCAAAGAGUCAAAGCUUGCUCGAGACGCCGCAGGGAGCGCAAGUUGCAGACUACUGUCUGAUUCCUCGCUUGUCGCCGCACUUUGCUGGUGCGCAGAACCCUAUCGCUGUCCUCGUCUUGCUUACAUCGGGCGAAAUGAUCACCCUCAGCUUUCCUUCUGGGUACCACAUCAGCCCCACCAACCAAUUGCAUCCUUCCUUGGUGUUUGUUCAUCCCUUCGUUACCCGGGCUGCGGUCUCGACACUCGACCGCGGCAGGUGGCUAGGCAUGACGGAGAAGCGCAACCAAGGGGAGCCUCUUCUCAAAGGAGGCGCAGAGGCAACGAAGCCGCGACGCCGGUACGAAGGACGCAACAUCCUCCAGGUUGCACACGCCGAUGGCACGGUGAGGAUAUGGGAUGUUGGGCAUGGCGACGAAAUGGAGAACCCUUAUCUGCUCCAGGUCGAUAUCGCCAGGGCCCUAGCGCGCUACGACAAUGUCAACGUCAGUUCCAUGGCCAUGGCAUCAAACACUGGCGAGUUUUCUGUUGGAACUAGCAAUGGCGAGGUCAUCAUCUACAGGUGGGGAGGCAACAAGUACUUUGGUCAGGAUCAUCCCGUAGAACCAAAGUCCAAUCCCGGCGGUAUCACGGACAUCAGCUCGCGGACGGAGCCGUCCCUCAAAGAGGGCCUGCAACCAUUUGCACUGUACGAGAUGAUGCAAGGACCGAUCACCGCAUUGCAGGUCUCGGAUGUCGGCUUUGUUGCUGCGGGAUCAGAGGGCGGCUUCUUCAGCAUCAUUGACAUGCGCGGCCCUUCGAUCAUACUCCAGGUAUCAAUGGCCGAACUGAGCAAGCCGGAGAAGAGGUCGUCAUUUCUCGGACGUCACUCCUCGAGUGCCUCUUCGUCAACCAAGGAGUAUCCCGUUGUCAUCGAGUUUGGCGUUAUGACACUCGAGGGAGACAAGUAUUCGAGUAUUCUGUGCUUCGUGGGUACAAGCCAGGGCAAGGUGGCGACGUUCAAACUCCUGCCUUCGGGAGGUGGCUACUCUGCUCAACUAGCUGGCAUAGCAGAGCUCAAGGGUAGAGUGGUGUCAAUCAACCCCAUCAUUGCAGACACCGGCGCGCCUGCAGGUGCUACCGGGCCGACAGUCUCGGGGUUACGCGAAGGCCGACAGGUCAACGGAACGCUAGUCGUUGUAACUCAAUCCGAAGUUCGCAUCUUCAAGCCCGCUUCUGCCAAAGGCGCCUCGAAAUCCUUCGAGGACGUCUUCUGCGAUGCGGCUGCGGUCACAGAGUUCGAACUCCACGGCUUUGCUCUCGUGGGCGUGUUUGGCGAUCGCACUGCGCGGGCGUUCAGUCUGCCUGGCCUCAAAGAGAUCAACAAGGCGCCCUUGAACAUGCUCGAUGCCUCUCGGAGUGCUAGCAACAUCGUCGCUUCGACCGGAGACAUCUUCGGGUGGGCCGGCCCCUCGGAGCUGGUCGUCCUCCCUGUCUGGGGCUCCGGCAAGGGGAACGAGAACAGCAAGGACAAGAUGAUCAACCCCGACCUCGCCAUCCCGGCGCGCCCGACCAUCAGCAACUUCCAGUGGGUGUCUGGCACCCAGUACGUCUCGCCGACGGACCUGGACGUGCUCAUCGGCGGGCCCGACAGGCCGCCGAGCAAGCGGAUGCUCAUGGCCGCGGCCGAAGAGUCGCGGCGGGCGCGCGGCGGCGGUGGGGCGGCGGGAGCAGCCGGCGGCGGCGGGCCGUCGAGCCCCCGCGCGGGCACGAGCCAGGAGGGCUGGGGCGAGUACCUGACCCGGCAGCUCAACGAGAGGACGGAGAAGCUCAACAUCAUGGGCGACAGCAUGGACAACCUGCAGAACCAGAGCCAGGCGUGGUCCGACGACGUGAGCAAGUUUGUGUCGAAGCAGAAGCGCAACAUCUUGCUCGGCAGCAUCACGGGCAAGUUUUAG
Messenger RNA from Thyridium curvatum, 2979 nucleotides. RefSeq lists its product as uncharacterized. Gene Ontology annotation, cellular component: plasma membrane; cytoplasm. The record is from RefSeq and is a predicted model, not a curated record. NCBI's taxonomy places the organism in Eukaryota, Fungi, Ascomycota, Sordariomycetes, Thyridiales, Thyridiaceae. The transcript is spliced from 3 exons. Gene Ontology annotation, biological process: regulation of protein secretion; establishment of cell polarity; regulation of exocytosis. The coding region runs from base 1 to 2979 and encodes 992 amino acids. Gene Ontology annotation, molecular function: GTPase activator activity; syntaxin binding; myosin II binding.